AUGAACAACCGUGGCACUCUUGCGUAUGUUCUUGUAUAUGUGGACGACAUUAUCAUCACUGGAAACAGGCAAACAGCCAUUGAUAACAUCGUCAAUCAGCUAAGCUCCACCUUUGCCAUUAAAGACCUGGGUAGACUCCAUUAUUUUUUAAGGAUUGAGGCUGUCCAUCAUAGCAAAGACCUUAUCUUAUCACAACAGAAGUAUUUAUUAAAUAUUCUUCAACGAUCCGGUCUCUCAGAUUGCAAACCAAUGUCUUCCCCUAUGUGUUCCUCCCAGGUGCUUACCAUUGAUGACAGUUUGCCACUUUCCGACCCUGUGCGGUAUUGCCAAGUUGUUGGGGCUUUACAAUAUGCCACUCUCUCUCGCCCAGAUAUUGCUUUCGCUAUGAACCGUGUAUGUCAGUUCAUGAAUGUCCCCACAGAGAACCAUUGGUCAGCUGUUAAACGCAUCCUAUGCUACUCAAAAUGGACUACAAUUUGGGUCUUCUUAUUCAUCACACAUAGGGCUCCUCCUUGCAGGCCUUUACUGAUGUCCAUUGGCAAAACCAACCCUCAACAGUCUAGGCCUUCUUUGACUCUGAUCGGGCGGGAUGCCCUGUCGAUCGUCGAUCCACCGGGGGGUUUGCCAUUUAUCUUGGAUCAAAUCUCAUCUCUUGGUCUGCUCGUAAAAAACGAAUAA
Messenger RNA from Helianthus annuus (common sunflower), 678 nucleotides. RefSeq lists its product as uncharacterized. NCBI's taxonomy places the organism in Eukaryota, Viridiplantae, Streptophyta, Magnoliopsida, Asterales, Asteraceae. Bases 1 to 678 code for a protein of 225 amino acids. The record is from RefSeq and is a predicted model, not a curated record. The transcript has a single exon.